Messenger RNA from Aspergillus steynii IBT 23096, 749 nucleotides. RefSeq lists its product as uncharacterized. The record is from RefSeq and is a predicted model, not a curated record. NCBI's taxonomy places the organism in Eukaryota, Fungi, Ascomycota, Eurotiomycetes, Eurotiales, Aspergillaceae. The transcript is spliced from 2 exons. The coding region runs from base 164 to 637 and encodes 157 amino acids.
CUGGUGUUGAUCGGGGUCCCUUGGGGCUGUUUGUUUGCCGUUGCGUUUGGGGGAAGUGAGGUCACGCUGCGACGCUCCAAAUUCUCCCCGACUGCCGGAACUCUUCAAAAGCUCCGAGGACCCGCCAAAGCUCGGCGACCAACCACCAGACUAAGUCUACAAGAUGUCGCAGGUUGACCCUUUGAGCUGGACGCUCUUGUUCAAAAAGCACAAAACGACCGUGCUUCUCGUGCUCCCGCCUUCCGAAUCAAUCGCCUCCGUCAAAGCGACGCUCCUCAAAGCUCUUCAAUCUCGCAAACUUGAGGAUAUCAACGGCGACCCGGUUCCUGAAGAUCCCUCGGACAUCGAGUUUGGAGUGGCGGUGGACAAAAAUGAUCUGGAAAAGGGCUGGACGAAGCUGGAGUCUGACAUGUCAGAGUUCGACGAUGGCGAGACCCCAAGGCGAGGCGCUGGGAAGAAGGCAGCCAGCUCCCUAACUCUUCAGUCGGCUAAACUACGCAAUGGACAAUCUAUUGCUUUCCGAUUCCAAAAACCCAAGGAGAACGGCGGGGCGGAUGAUGAUAUCGCGCUGGAACUUGAAGAUCCCGGAUGGGAUGUUGUGCUUCCUAGUCUCGACGAGGAAGAAGAAGUGAACUGAAAUGGACAGGUGUACAUACUCGGCGCAAGGCUUAUAUGUGGGUUUUGAUGACGGCGUUUACGUACAUUUUUGUUUAUAGGGCAGAUAACUUGAAUGACCUAGAGUGGUUUUC